CCUUCCAUAGCCUCCUAAACUACCUUCCAUAGCCUCCUCAAAAACCAUCAUUUGCAACCGGAAAACCACCAAAAUUCCCAAAUGGGCAGUCUCCACACCGACGUCCUACAAAACAACCCAGUGGACCUACUAAACCCCUUAGACCCAGAGGAAUUCAGGAAACAAGGCCACAUGAUCAUCGACUUCCUGGCUGACUACUACCGGGACAUUGAAAAGUACCCAGUCCGCAGCCAGGUCGAGCCAGGCUACCUCCAUAAACGCCUCCCCGAUUCCGCCCCAUACAACCCCGAACCCAUUGAAUCCAUCAUGCAAGACAUCCAGAACGAUAUCAUUCCAGGAAUCACACAUUGGCAGAGCCCUAACUAUUUCGCUUACUUCCCCUCCAGCGGCAGCACCGCUGGAUUCCUCGGUGAGAUGCUCAGCACUGGAUUCAACGUCGUUGGAUUCAACUGGAUGUCUUCACCUGCCGCCACUGAGCUCGAGAGCAUUGUCAUGGAUUGGCUCGGCAAGAUGCUCAAGCUCCCCAACUCAUUCAUGUUCUCCGGCAAUGGCGGUGGCGUCCUGCAAGGUACUACUUGCGAAGCUAUUCUUUGUACUAUGACAGCUGCUCGUGACCGUAUGUUGAAGAAAAUCGGCAGAGAGAACAUCGGACGGCUUGUAGUAUACGGGUCCGAUCAAACACAUUGUGCACUUCAGAAAGCCGGGCAGAUAGCUGGAAUCCACCCAGCUAAUUUCCGCCCAGUGAAAACGUCUAAAUCGACCGCAUUCGGGCUAUCUCCAGAAUCCUUACGUGCUGCUAUCACGAAAGAUAUCGAAAAUGGUCUCGUCCCACUCUUCCUCUGUGCCACAAUUGGAACCACUUCAUCUACUGCCGUUGAUCCAAUCGGGCCAUUGUGUGAUGUUGCGAAAGAUUACGGAAUAUGGGUCCACGUCGAUGCGGCGUAUGCUGGCAGUGCAUGUAUUUGCCCGGAGUUCAGGCACUUCAUAGAUGGUGUGGAGGGUGCAGAUUCAUUUUCUCUCAAUGCACACAAAUGGUUCUUUACAACCCUAGAUUGCUGCUGUUUAUGGGUCAAAGAUCCAAAUUCUCUUGUUCAGGCACUUUCAACCAAUCCUGAGUAUUUGAGGAAUAAGGCCACUGAAUCAAAGCAAGUUGUUGAUUACAAGGACUGGCAGAUCGCUCUUAGCCGUCGGUUCCGGUCCAUGAAGCUGUGGCUUGUUUUACGUAGCUAUGGUGUGUCAAACCUACGUAACUUCCUAAGGAGCCAUGUUAAGAUGGCUAAGCAAUUCGAAGGGCUGGUGCGUAUGGAUAGGAGGUUUGAGAUAGUGGUCCCUAGGACCUUUGCCAUGGUGUGCUUCAGACUCCUGCCGCCCGACGAUGGGGACCUGGAAAAUGGGUCUGGUGAGGAGCGUGCAAAUGAUCUCAACCAUAGAUUUUUAGAGGCCAUGAAUGCAUCUGGACGUGUGUACAUGACACAUGCCGUGGUGGGGGGCGUAUACAUAAUCCGGUUCGCCGUCGGGACGACCCUUACCGAAGAACGGCACGUGAAUAAGGCGUGGAAGGUGGUACAGGAGCACGCGGAUGCCCUGGUCUGUCCGGUCGUUGAUGGCGAUUUUUGGCUUUGAUUGAGAUGGAGGAAAAAAAAACAAACAGAGAGAUUCUUGUGAAUUUUACUUGGUUUUUGGACGAAUUUUAAAUAUUUUAUAACUAUGUUUGAUUUGUUCA
This is a messenger RNA of Magnolia sinica, 1723 nucleotides long. Its product is annotated as tyrosine decarboxylase-like. Bases 82 to 1623 code for a protein of 513 amino acids. The transcript has a single exon. Lineage: Eukaryota; Viridiplantae; Streptophyta; Magnoliopsida; Magnoliales; Magnoliaceae. Gene Ontology annotation, molecular function: carboxy-lyase activity; pyridoxal phosphate binding. Gene Ontology annotation, biological process: amino acid metabolic process. The record is from RefSeq and is a predicted model, not a curated record.